AUGGUCAAGAAUGAAACAAUUGAUUCUGCUUUUGUUGUGAUCGAUUAUGAUUUACAUCAUUCUGAUUUGAAGCAUGACAAAGAUAAAGCAAAUAAAUGUUGUAUUUAUCAUGCAACACGUGGAAAGAUCAAAUCCAAAGAUUAUUACCAAUAUUCAUUAAAAAAAUUAUCACGUAGUCAAAUUUCAUCCAUUUUAAAAGAAAAUUCAAGUCUUUCAAAAAAAGAUAUUCAACAACGACAUAAAAACUUUCUGAUUGAAUAUCCAACAGGGGAAUUAACAGACGAUGAAUUCGUCGGUGAAUUACAAAAACUAUAUAAAGAUGGAAAUUCUUCAAAUUAUUAUGAUUACUUAUUUGCAACAAACGAUAAAGACAGAAGUGGCACUAUAGGUUUUAGCGAACUUAUGAGCGUUGUCGCUCUUACAUCGAUCGGAAAUGCAGACAACGUUGAAAAACGGCUUUCUUUGAUAUUUCAAAUUAUCGAUAGAAAUGAGAAGAAUGGCAUCAAUUUUCAACAACUUGUCAAGUUUAUUGAAGUUUUCACUGCACUUGUCAAAGGAGAAGCCGCUGUGAAUACGGCUAAUAUAAAAGUUAUUGUCAAACGAAUGUUUAAAAUGUUUAAAAAGAAUGCUGAAGAUGAACAGUUGUCAAAAGAAGAAUUUAUGAAUUGUUGCACACAAAAGUAUAAAGAAAUUGGUUGUGCAUUUUUACCAGACAUUCCAGUUAAUAUUCCUGCUAAUUCUAAAUGGACACAGAACGGAGUGACUAUUGCUGGAGGUCACGGGGGUGGGUAUGCCACUAAUCAACUCCACUGGCCUUAUGGUCUCUUCAUUGAUGAUGAUCAAACAGUGGUUAUUGCUGACUACGGGAAUGAUCGUAUCAUGCAAUGGAAGAACGGUAAUACAACGAAUGGACAAGUUGUUGCUGGUGGUAAAGGCCAAGGAGAUGGAUUACAUCAAUUGGAUCGUCCAACUGAUGUAUUAAUUGACAAAGAGACGGAUAGUCUCAUUAUUUGUGAUCAAAGGAAUGAACGAGUUGUACGGUGGUCUCGUCGUAGUGGUACAACACAAGGUGAAAUACUCAUCGAUAACAUCAAAUGUGAUGGAGUCGCUAUGGAUGAGCAGAGAUAUCUCUACGUUUCUGACUGGGAAAAACAUGAAGUAAGACGAUAUCAAUUGGAUGAGAAGAAUGGCACUCUCGUAGCUGGUGGUAAUGGCAGAGGUGAUGAGCUCAAUCAACUCAACUGGCCGACAUAUCUCUUUGUCGAUCGAGACCAUUCAGUGUACGUAUCAGACAAGCGGAAUCAUCGUGUAAUGAAAUGGGUGGAAGGUGCAAAAGAAGGUAUUGUUGUCGCUGGAGGACAAGGCGCAGGGAAUGCUCUUGCACAAUUGGGUUCUCAUAGUGGAGUCUUCGUUGAUACGUUGGGUACACUCUAUGUAGCAGACGAGGGGAAUCAUCGUGUAAUGCGUUGGACUCAAGAAGACAAGAAACAAGGCACUGUAGUUGUGGGUGGAAAUGGCCGAGGAGCAGGAGCAAAUCAGUUCGUCUUCCCUGUUGGUUUGUCUUUCGAUCGAGAAUGCAAUCUCUAUGUCGUUGAUGCAGGUAAUGCUCGUGUUCAACGAUUUUCUAUCAAAUAA
Molecule: messenger RNA, 1635 nt
Organism: Rotaria socialis
Lineage: Eukaryota; Metazoa; Rotifera; Eurotatoria; Philodinida; Philodinidae
Source: the annotation of a GenBank genome assembly